AUGGCAAAAAUGAAUUUCUCUUCCUACAUAUUAAUACUAACUUUUUCUUUGCUUUCUCAAGGCAUUUCACUUUCAGCAUCCAAGUCGAUAAGAAAUUUAGAAGAUGACAUGGUAUUUAAAACGUUGAGGCUGGGGAAAGCCUUUCAGAAGGAAGAUACCGCAGAAAAAUCAAUUGUUGUUCCUUCCCUGGAGCAAUAUAAAAAUGAUGAGAGCAGUUUCAUGAAUGAUGAAGAAAACAAAAAUUCAAAGAAUGCAGGUUCCAAACAUAAUUUCUUAAAUCAUGGCCUGCCACUGAAUCUGGCUAUAAAACCUUAUCUUGCACUAAAAGGAUCUGUAGCUUUUCCAGCUGAGAAUGAAGUUCAAAAUACUGAAUCAACACAAGAAAAGAGAGAAAUUGGGGAUGAAGAAAACUCAGCUAAAUUUCCUAUAGGAAGGAGAGAUUUUGACAUGCUCAGGUGUAUGCUGGGAAGAGUCUAUCGACCUUGUUGGCAAGUCUGA
Budorcas taxicolor (takin) is the source of this 498-nucleotide messenger RNA. RefSeq names its product pro-melanin concentrating hormone (gene PMCH). The transcript is spliced from 3 exons. Gene Ontology annotation, biological process: chemical synaptic transmission; behavior. Lineage: Eukaryota; Metazoa; Chordata; Mammalia; Artiodactyla; Bovidae. The coding region runs from base 1 to 498 and encodes 165 amino acids. Gene Ontology annotation, molecular function: melanin-concentrating hormone activity; type 1 melanin-concentrating hormone receptor binding. The record is from RefSeq and is a predicted model, not a curated record.